Molecule: messenger RNA, 687 nt
Organism: Lathyrus oleraceus (garden pea)
Lineage: Eukaryota; Viridiplantae; Streptophyta; Magnoliopsida; Fabales; Fabaceae
Exons: 1
Coding region: 1-687 (228 amino acids)
Biological process (GO): proteolysis
Molecular function (GO): aspartic-type endopeptidase activity
Source: RefSeq, a predicted model, not a curated record
AUGAAAAAAAUUGAGAGGUUCCUGGAAAUGUUCAAAAAGCUUGAAAUAAAUAUCCCUUUUUCUGAGGCAUUAGAACAAAUGCCAAUAUAUGCCAAGUUCAUGAAAUAUAUCAUCUCCAAAAAUCGCUCCACUGAUAUAGACCCGAUCAUCCUGACUGAAAAAUGUAGUGUAAUUCUUCAAGGUAUGAAAAUCCCAGUUAAAAAGAAAGAUAAUGGAUCAGUUACUAUUCCAUGCACUAUUGGUGAUAGAAAAUUCAAGAAGGCUAUGAUUGACUUAGGAGAAAGUUUGAGCUUGAUGCCACUAUCCCUCUACAAGAAAUUAGGCAUUGGCACCGUUCAAGAUACUCGAAUGACACUUCAGUUUGUUGAUCGCUCUGUUAGGCGACUAUAUGGGAUUAUGGAAGAUGUUCUGGUAAAUAUUGACAAGUUUGUUUUCCCAGUUUACUUCGUCAUUCUGGAAAUGCCUGAAGAUGAGGAGAUUCCUCUCAUAUUGGGCAGACCAUUCUUAGAGACGGGACGAUGCAUGAUAGAUAUAGAGGAAGGAACAAUGACCCUUAAAGUCUAUGAUGAAGAGUUAAAGAUUGAUGUGCGAAACAUGAUGCAAUACAAAGAUGAUAUUGGCAUAAGCCACACUGUAGAGAUAAUAGAUCAGGUAAUUGCUCAAGAAAUUGAAAAGCAAAUGCCCUAA